UUCUGCAGACAAAGAUGGCGGUGCGGAAGAAAGACGGCGGCCCGAACGUAAAAUAUUUCGAAGCGUCUGAUACAGUCUCGCAGUUCGACAAUGUCCGCGUUUGGUUGGGCAAGAAUUAUAAAAAGUACAUCCAGGCGGAGCCCCCCACCAACAAGUCUCUGUCCAGCCUGGUGGUCCAGCUGCUGCAGUUUCAGGAGGAGGUGUUCGGACGACAUGUCAGCAACCCACCUCUCACCAGGUUGCCGAUGAAGAGUUUCCUGGACUUUAAGUCUGGUGGGGCUCUCUGCCACAUUCUGGCUGCAGCCUACAAGUUCAAGAGCGAUCAGGGCUGGCGCAGGUUUGACUUUCAGAAUCCUUCUCGGAUGGACCGCAAUGUGGAGAUGUUCAUGACUAUCGAGAAAUCUCUAGUACAGAACAACUGUCUGAGUCGACCAGUGAUCUACCUGAGCUCUGACAUUGAGGCCAAGCUGCUGGGGAAACUGAAGGACAUCAUCAAGAGGCACCAGGGCUCAGUGACUGAAGACAAGACGUCCAGCUCCCAUGUGGUGGUUCCCAUCCCUGCCAGUCUGGAGGAGGAGGAGUGGGUGCGUCCGGUAAUGAAGAGAGACAAGCAGGUGCUGCUCCACUGGGGAUACUAUCCUGACAGCUAUGACACCUGGAUCUCAGCCAGUGAGGUGGAGGCUGCUGUGGAAGAAGCGCCCAGCCCAGAGAAACCCAGGAAGGUCCAUGCCAAGUGGAUCCUGGACCUUGACCAGUUUAAUGAGUGGAUGAAUGAGGAGGACUAUGAGGUGGGGGAGGCGGGCCCCAAGAGGAAGAGGAUCUCAGCCAAGACCCUGACGGAUGAGGUCACCACCCCAGGGGACGAGCGUCGUGACAAGAAGCCCGGCAGUGCCAAGAAGAGGAAGCGCUCGCCCUCCCCCUCGCCCACCCCACCACCCCAGGAGAGCAAGAAGAAGAACACAAAGAAAGGGCCCACCACCCCGUACACUAAGUCUAAGCGAGGCCAGAGAGAGGAGGAGCCGGAGGAUCUGACUAAAGAUCUGGAUGAACCAUCACCUGUACCUGCAGUGGAGGAGGUCACCCUACCUAAGACAGCCAACAUUAAGAAAGACUCUGAGUCAACACCAGUAAAGGGAGGUACCAUGACAGACCUGGAUGAGCAAGAGGAUGAAUCCAUGGAAACUGCAGGAAAGGAGGAGGAGGAGGGCUCUCCGAGUGUGAAGGGAGAGCCGGUGAAAGGGUCGGACCUUCAUGAGGACAACGUGACCGAGCAGACCCACCACAUCAUUAUCCCCAGCUAUGCUGCCUGGUUCGACUACAACAGUGUCCAUGCUAUCGAGCGUAGAGCCCUCCCAGAGUUUUUCAACGGCAAGAACAAAUCCAAAACCCCUGAGAUUUACCUGGCCUAUAGGAACUUCAUGAUUGACACUUACAGGCUGAACCCGCAGGAGUACCUCACCUCUACCGCCUGUCGUAGGAACCUGGCCGGAGACGUGUGCGCCAUCAUGAGGGUGCAUGCGUUCCUGGAGCAGUGGGGUCUGAUCAACUACCAGGUGGACUCAGAGAGCCGGCCCACCCCCAUGGGCCCCCCGCCCACCUCCCACUUCCACGUCCUGGCUGACACCCCCUCCAGCCUGGUGCCCCUGCAGCCCAAGGCCUCCCAGGUACACAGACACACACAGACAGGUUGUUUCUAUAUUUUGGUUCUAGAUGCCUCUAUUUGACUGUAGCUUCACUCCACUUCUCUCUGUCCCCUCUAGACUCCGGCGGCCCAGCAGAUUCUGUCCUUCCCAGACAAGGUGAAGGAGAAGCAGCCAGCCGACCUGCAGAACUUUGGCCUGAGGACAGACAUGUACAGCAAGAAGACUGGGCCUCCUAAGAGUAAGACUGCUGCCAAUGCCAUGCGAGACUGGACCGAACAGGAGACACUACUGCUGCUAGAGGGUCUGGAGAUGUACAAGGAUGACUGGAACAAGGUGUCAGAGCACGUGGGCUCACGUACCCAGGACGAGUGUAUCCUGCACUUCCUGCGUCUGCCCAUUGAGGACCCAUACCUGGAGGACAUGUCCUCGUCCCUGGGCCCCCUGGCCUACCAGCCCGUCCCCUUCAGCCAGGCAGGCAACCCCGUCAUGAGCACCGUGGCCUUCCUGGCCUCCGUGGUGGACCCCCGCGUGGCCUCCGCAGCCGCCAAGUCUGCCCUGGAGGAGUUUUCGCGUAUGAAGGAGGAGGUCCCAGCAGCACUGGUGGAGGCCCAUGUGAGGAGGGUGGAAGAGGCGGCGCGGACCAGUGGCAGACAGGACCCCCUCUACGGCCUGGAGGGCAGCGGCAUCGCAGGCACCAGCCUGGAGGAGGGAGAAAAACCUGAAGAGAGCAGUGAGGAGAGUAAAAGUGACAGCCAAUCCAGUGAGGAGAAGAGGGAGACCAAGGAGAACAAAGAGGGAGCCAUGGAAGAGGGGGAGAAGAAAGGAGAAAAUGGGAAGAAGGAGGAGGAGAGAGGGAGAGAGGGAGAAGGAGAGGGAGAGCAAGAAGCUGAGAAGACAGACUCGGAGAUGGGUGAUGGAGAGAAGGAGAAGGAAGGGAAGGAGGGCUUGGAGGAGGGCCAGAGAGAAGGAGAGAGUGAGGGAGAGAGGAAGGCUAAGGUGGAGCGGGAUGUGGGAGAGGGGAACCUGGCUACCGCUGCUGCCUCUGCCCUGGCUGCUGCUGCCGUCAAAGCCAAGCACCUGGCUGCGGUGGAGGAGAGGAAGAUCAAGUCUCUUGUGGCUCUGCUGGUGGAGACUCAGAUGAAGAAGCUGGAGAUCAAACUUAGACACUUUGAAGAGCUGGAGACCAUCAUGGACCGAGAGAGGGAGGCAUUGGAGUACCAGAGGCAGCAGCUGCUGGCAGACCGUCAGUCGUUCCACAUGGAGCAGCUGAAGUAUGCAGAGAUGAGGGCGCGUCAGCAGCACUUCCAACAGAUCCAGCACCAGCAGCAUAGCCAGACUGGAGGCCCACACCCCGCCCCGGCCCCCACGGGCCCCCCACCCCAGGGCCCCUCAGCCACCCAGUCCCAGCCAACCCUCAGUACCCCUGCACCACAGCCAGCUCCCAGCCCAGCACCCCUUACCACCUCCAUCCCUUCCUCUGCCCAGCCCACUGAGCCCCAGCCGCCCCCCAGUGGUCCUCACACCUCACCUCCCCGCCCGCCAGGCCAGCCCCCCACGACCCACUCCAGCACCACCCCAACACUCCACGAGCCUAGUGCCCCUCUACCUGAGGAUACACACCACUCCUCAGCCCCAGUUCCCCCUCCACAGUGAAAAGAAAGAGAGCGAGAGAUAGGAUCCUGGCAAACUGAAUGACAUUGACCACUUUGUACCUAUGAAUCCUGCCUGUUUCAUCUAAAAAUGAAGAAGUCAAACUGAAGGACAUAUAACAAACUUUGAUCAUGUUUAACAUUUUGAACGAUUUACAUGAGAAAGAAAAGCAAAACAAAAACAUUUCACUGAAGUCUACCUUACCUUACCAGA
Messenger RNA from Salvelinus sp. IW2-2015, 3506 nucleotides. The record is from RefSeq and is a predicted model, not a curated record. NCBI's taxonomy places the organism in Eukaryota, Metazoa, Chordata, Actinopteri, Salmoniformes, Salmonidae.